Pleuronectes platessa (European plaice) is the source of this 1848-nucleotide messenger RNA. It is a transcript of the gene pdhb, whose product is annotated as pyruvate dehydrogenase E1 subunit beta. The transcript is spliced from 11 exons. Gene Ontology annotation, molecular function: pyruvate dehydrogenase (acetyl-transferring) activity. Gene Ontology annotation, biological process: pyruvate decarboxylation to acetyl-CoA. NCBI's taxonomy places the organism in Eukaryota, Metazoa, Chordata, Actinopteri, Pleuronectiformes, Pleuronectidae. The record is from RefSeq and is a predicted model, not a curated record. The coding region runs from base 54 to 1130 and encodes 358 amino acids.
GCUCCGACCUCAGCAGAGUCCCCGCCUUCUGCCCAGCAGAGGACAGGUUGAAGAUGGCGGCGUCCGUGAAGAGUUUUCUGCGCUCCGCAAAGGGAACCGUGUCCACGCUGCGGGCGUUUCACAGGAGCGUUCCGGCCGCAGUGCAGAUGAACGUCCGUGAUGCCCUCAACCAGGCGAUGGACGAGGAGCUGGAGAGGGACGAGCGGGUGUUCCUGAUGGGUGAAGAGGUGGCUCAGUACGACGGAGCCUACAAGGUGAGCAGAGGUCUGUGGAAGAAAUACGGAGACAACCGUAUCAUCGACACUCCGAUCUCCGAGAUUGGCUUUACUGGUAUUGCAGUGGGAGCUGCCAUGGCCGGACUCAGACCCAUCUGUGAGUUCAUGACCUUUAACUUCUCCAUGCAAGCCAUCGACCACGUCAUCAACUCUGCAGCAAAGACCAACUACAUGUCCGCCGGUCUGCAGUCGGUGCCCAUCGUCUUCAGGGGACCCAACGGAGCAUCGGCCGGCGUCGCUGCUCAGCACUCACAGUGCUUCGCUGCCUGGUACGCUCACUGUCCUGGUCUGAAGGUCGUUAGUCCCUGGAGCGCAGAAGAUGCCAGAGGUCUCAUGAAAGCAUCCAUCAGAGACGACAACCCCGUUGUGUUCCUGGAGAACGAGCUGAUGUAUGGCGUUGCCUUCGAGAUGUCGGAGGAGUCACAAUCCAAAGACUUCACCAUUCCCAUCGGCAAGGCCAAAGUGGAGAGACAAGGGACUCACGUCACGCUGGUGUCUCACUCUCGAUACGUCAGUUACUGUCUGGACGCCGCUGCCGUCCUCGCCAAGGAGGGAAUCGAGUGUGAGGUGGUCAACAUGCGCACCAUCCGUCCUAUGGAUAUCGAUACUAUUGAGGCCAGUGUGAUGAAGACCAACCAUCUGGUGACGGUGGAAGGCGGCUGGCCUCAGUUCGGCGUCGGAGCAGAGAUCUGUGCCAGGGUCAUGGAAGGUCCAGCUUUUAACUACCUUGACGCUCCAGCCACCAGAGUGACAGGAGUCGACAUCCCGAUGCCCUACGCCAAAAUCCUAGAGGACAACAGUCUGCCGCAGAUCAAAGACAUCAUCUUCUCUGUCAAAAAGACCCUCAACAUCUGAGACACACACACACACACACACACACAGGACAAUCCUACCAGAGUCCUCUUUGUCUUGCUCACACAGAUAUUGGUCAAAUAUUUAAACCUUGUGUAAAUAACAGUCAAACGCUUUCUUUAAAAACUUCUCCCGACUGUUUAGUUUCCAUCCAGAUGUUGAUCGAUGAAACGCACAGCUGUUCAACCUGCACCCAGAGCUGCCGACACACAAGAGUUCUGUCAAGUCAUCACUUCUGUUACUCAUGUACACACUUAACCGAGCUCUGCGUGUGGCUCUGGUUGCUCUGUCCACUUCUUCCUCUUCAAAAUAAGAGUAGCUUUAUCCUGUAGAUUUUAAAACUGUAUUUCUGUGACAUUUGAUGACAACAAACUGCUGAGUGAGCAUAGAGAAGGUGAGGAUCUGAUCAGUGUACAGGUCUGAGAGCUGCCAGGGUCAGAAUAAAUGUGUGAACUUAAUUUCUUCAGCCCUCCAGAGGGACUUUGUAGAUUAAUGUUCCCUGCUCUCCUAUAUUUCUAACCACCAAAUCCACAAACUCAGUCUACUUACUUAAUUAUACCGACACUUAACUCAGUCUUUGAAAGCAGCAGUGAAGAAGAAUGACCCAGCCGAUCACUGGAGGUGGAGCGUGGUCCGGAUUAUUUAUUGUAGCUGCAGCAGCUCUGUGGAUGUUUUUGUUGCUGUAAAUGACUGUUACAGAAAUAAAAACCUUUGUCCUUCA